Molecule: messenger RNA, 1816 nt
Organism: Cariama cristata (Red-legged seriema)
Lineage: Eukaryota; Metazoa; Chordata; Aves; Cariamiformes; Cariamidae
Gene: IQCE
Product: IQ motif containing E
Exons: 20
Molecular function (GO): protein binding
Source: RefSeq, a predicted model, not a curated record
GCGGCUGCGGAGGGGGAGCUGGGAGAUGACAGCCUGUCUGUGAUAACCUGUGAUACAGAAAUGAAGUUAGAGAAGAAAAUUUUUCACAAGCCUCCAAAGUCACCAAAGUCUCCAUACAAGUCUAGCACACAACUAUAUCCUAGAAAAACUGCAGUUUGGCGACCUCUGCCACGAACAGCCAGUGCACGCCGCGAGAGUGCAGCUGUAAAAAACCCAAGGCAGAUAUGGCUGGGAUCACUGAAACAAGGAAUGAGCCAUCCUCUGAAAUCAGAUGUUGACGUGGGGCAUAUGCGAACUAACGUUUCUAGUAGCACUCCAGAAUAUUUGAAGGAAGCUCUAGGAAUGAAGAAGCCAAAACAUUCUCGUUCUUUUAGUAAUGGCUACAUUCCUGGAACUCCUGACUACAAAGAAAAAGAAGAUAUGUAUGAUGAAAUUAUAAAACUGAAAAAGACAAUACAAGCUCAGAAAAAUGAGGGAGAUCAAAUGAAAACUAAACUCCGUCGACUAGAAGAAGAGAACAAUAGAAAGGAUAAGCAGAUUGAACAACUGUUGGAUCCUUUCAGGGGCUCUGAGCUGGCACGAGCUUUGUCAGAAAAGACGACUAAUAAUGCAUGGGUGGUUAGUGGAUUAAAGCAGAAGAUUCUCAAGCUAGAACAACAGUGCAAGGAGAAAGACAACGCUAUUAACAAGUUCCAGGCAGACGUGAAGACCACUAAUUUGGAAGAAAUGAGGAUAGCUAUGGAAACUUACUAUGAAGAGGCUCAUCGUCUCCAACUCCUGACACAAUCUGAGACUAUGAGGAAAAAUACAGAGGGCAGAGAUACUCAAAAACAACUAAAAGCACUGAAUGCUGCUGUCCUGAGAUUAUCCUGGAACGUCAAGGAAUUGCAGAAUGAGAAUCGGAUGUUGAAAGAAGAUCUAGAUAAUCUACUGAGCGGUUCUCCUCCUUCCAAUAAAACUAAAAAUUAUAGUGAAUGGAGCAGUCAGAGGCUGGUGAAGCGGAUUUUGGAUCUAGAAAAAAAAGUGUGUGCCAUGCAGAACAUCAGAGUGUCAUCAGCAGAUAGUGAGUCAUCACAAGUACUUGCUGUAUCAUCUUCACCUUCUGUAGACCUGGAUCAUCCAGCUUCUCAACAGGUUGACCAUGUUGAGGUAUGUCGUCGCCUCCAAGGCCUAAUGAAGAAAAUGAAGAGUGAUGAGAAGGCACUUCAAAACCUCCUACUCAAUAAAGAAUUAGAUGUCAAGCGGUUAGUGCAGACUAAGACUGAAGUGGAGCUGGAGCUGCAGAAGUGGCAGAAUAAGGUGGAAGAAAAGAGUACAGAAGUGCAGACUUUAAGUGAGGAAAUCCGGAACCUGACACAGAAAGUAGGGAAACUGAUGUCAAAAUUGGAGGACGAAAAGAGACAAAUGGCAGAAAAUAAAAUGGAAAAUCUUACUAAGAAAGAACAAAUUGGUCUGGAUGAGGCAGUUGUUAUGCUUCAGGCAGCUUUCAAAGGACAUUCAGCUCGACAGAAACUGAAUAACAGGAUGCGUGAUGCAGAAUCUCACAACAAGAACUCCUGCAUGUCUUCCAUGUCAAACUCCUUGAGCUUGUCUUCUGAUUGCAAGGAGAAAGAUGAGACACUGACAUUCAUCCAGUCCAUUUUCAGGGCUCACUUAGCACGUACAGUACUGCUUGAGGAGAGUAUGUCUUUUUGCAGGCCCUCUGUGUCCAGUGCACCAACUGAGAAAGCAGAUUCUGCAGUUUACAUUACGGAGAACAAACUGGCCUCAGCAUCACUCCAAAGACCUCCUUUGAUCUUCAUGUCAUCUCUUCCUG